AUGUCCGCCGCCGCGGUGAGCGCCUACAGCGAUUCUCCCUGGGUUCUUGCACACCUUAUUCAUACCUUCGGACUUCCAGAAACUCUGUGCUGCGAUGCCCUUCACGAUAUCACUUCAUUGUCGGAGAUUAGCGCCUGCAGUCAAGUGUCGACUAAGCAGCCCUGCAAGUCCAACAGUAUGAUGUUUGAGUGA
Molecule: messenger RNA, 192 nt
Organism: Colletotrichum higginsianum IMI 349063
Lineage: Eukaryota; Fungi; Ascomycota; Sordariomycetes; Glomerellales; Glomerellaceae
Exons: 3
Coding region: 1-192 (63 amino acids)
Source: RefSeq, a predicted model, not a curated record